AUGGCUAAUACUACUGUCACUUGGCGCAGCGUGCCGCUUUUAAAUGCAUCAGGUGUGCUAACGCCCGAUGGCAUACGGCUGCUAGAACUCGAGCUGAAUGAGGAGCGUUUGGCGGUUAUUACUUUUGUCGGUCCGCCAUCCACUCGUACCGCGAGGAAUGAGUUGGUGAUCAAACUACUGGGACAGACGGAUGCUGCUGUUCCAUCUUCAGAUGACGAGUCUCUUAUUCUGCUGGCUAGCGUCUCGCACCGUGAAAGAGAUUUUCAGCUACUUUUCUUAGACAUAAAUGCAACAAAUAUCACAGACCCAGAUGCGUGCUCGGGCCUCGAGCAGCUAAUCGGCGCCGUUUGCGCGCUGUCGUCGUUGGUAAUCUCAUGUUAUGAUGAAAUUAAUUUGAUGAGCAGCUUCGUUUCUCUCCUUUGGCAGUUCCAGUCGCUUUUUCAGACACUGGUAGAUGAAUUUGUCACUGUGGAAGUAUUCGAAAUAAUUCCCAAGUUGCUAAGCAUCGACUAUUCCCCAAAUCGUUCGCUUGCAGAUAAGCUGGUAGAAGCUAAGAACAAAGGGCAAGAAAUUAGCGCUUCGACGCUAGCAAAUCUCAUUAAAUUAAGAGAUUUGGGGUUUUUCUGUCCUAACAGCAUUGCACAAAUGACCUUUGACGAUUUUGUUGGGGAUUUUGCGACUGUCAAAAGUUUAUUCGGACUCGAAAUGACAGGUGAAGUAUUGGGUGGGCUGCUGCGCAAGUUAUCACUGCAGAUAGACGAACAGAGGCCUUUAGAUUUUGGGAUUGCCUGGGAUGACUUUGUGGAAGACAAGUGCCGUGCACAGGCAGAGGAAGCAUUGAGCACGUACGUAGAUUGCGUUCAUCCGGCUGUAUUGGAGCAUCCCCCUAUGGAGUUUGAGGCGUUUAAACAAUUGCACGAAGACAUUUGGCGGCUAAGUUUGGAUGUAUAUCGUUCAACAAGCAAGUUUAAGUCUAUUAAGUACCGGACUGUUCGUAAGCAGCUGAAGGCAGAUAUUCACAUACAAUAUGAUCACGAACUUGACAGUCUCACGCAAAAAUCACGCGAGUUUUGUGAAAGUAUUCGACACGAUCUGUGGGCUGAUCUUUAUGCACAUGCUACGCAAACACCUGAUGAUAGAACAUUUGCCGCAAUGCUACUUGCUAUUCAAGAAUUUGACCAGCAAUACAAUGAGAAGGCUAGUGGUCCAGAAAAAGCUGCUGUUCUUCGAAGUUUUUACAAAAACGAGGCGAUUCAAGCCUUUCAUCAGCUUGAAAGCGUCAUUACUCAGCAGUGGAGUGAGCAACGCUUACAAAAACUGCGACUUCAACUUGAAAAAGACUUUGAUGACAAAAAAACGGAUCUUGUGAAACAUUUCAUGCAUAAGGAAGCUGAGUUGCGCUCUGGAAUGGCACGCGACAUGGAGACGAUGCAAAAGAUGCUAGAAGCAAAGGUUGCUCGCGCGAAAAUUGAAGAGAGCGAGGCCAAAAGGCAUCGAGAUAAACUUGUUGAAUUGAAGCGUCACAAUACAGAGCUACAAGAGAAAUUAGUAAUACUGGAGCACAAACAACAAGAUGCAUUAAUUCAAAAUGCAGUGCUUAUCACGCAAGUGGGUGAACUGGAACAUGUGGUACAGCGUGAAAUUGAAAGCCGCACAGAAUUAGUUGAAACACUAGCACUGACGAUAGAUAAGGCCAAGAAGGAGGAGUUCGCGCUAAAUGAGAGAAUUGGUGAAUUGCAAUUAGAGUUGGGAGAGAAAACUUUACGUAUCGAGGGUGAGCUGCAGGACUUGACCCAGCGACUACGAAAGACAAAUGAGGAAAAGGAAGAACUUCAAGAAAAGCUUAGCGAGCUUAUGUUCAAAGUUACGGCACUUCCGGAGGCCUUACAACAGCAUCUCUUUUGCGUCGAAAACGAUGGCUUCCGCAUCAAAUGCCACUCCCGGCCCUUCUGUUGCAAAACACAUGCUCUACCAGCUGAGCUUAAGGAGACAAUCGCAAGCGUGCUGCGAAAGAAACUGCAGAAGGCUCAAUGCGGUGGUAAAGAAUCGCGUGGUGUUGUAUCGAUAGUCAUAAGGUGUGCGUUUCGUAUGUUGCAUGAGACGAUUUUCAUGUAUUAUUUAUCACAUCACACAUUCUAA
This is a messenger RNA of Plasmopara halstedii, 2139 nucleotides long. RefSeq lists its product as uncharacterized. Bases 1 to 2139 code for a protein of 712 amino acids. The record is from RefSeq and is a predicted model, not a curated record. The transcript is spliced from 3 exons. Gene Ontology annotation, molecular function: GTPase activity; GTP binding. Lineage: Eukaryota; Oomycota; Peronosporomycetes; Peronosporales; Peronosporaceae.